This is a messenger RNA of Cannabis sativa, 1145 nucleotides long. Its product is annotated as putative E3 ubiquitin-protein ligase XBAT31. The coding region runs from base 665 to 997 and encodes 110 amino acids. The transcript has 3 exons. The record is from RefSeq and is a predicted model, not a curated record. Gene Ontology annotation, molecular function: protein binding. Lineage: Eukaryota; Viridiplantae; Streptophyta; Magnoliopsida; Rosales; Cannabaceae.
AAAAAUAUUUACAUAAAAAUUAAUUUAAUAAAUUUAUAAUAAAAUCUGAAAUAAAACAAUUAAUACAAAAUCAAAAACAAUUAAUAAGUAAUUUUAGAUAAAAAAAAAAAAACAAAUUCUGUACAAAUAAAAACUAAAAACCCUAAAUCUGUGGAACUAGAGUCGUAAAGAGAGACAAUGGUGACGGCUGGACGUUCUUCUCCGACCACGAGCAGUGACCGAGUAGAAAAAGAAGAAGAAGAGGGUUGAGGGCCUCACCGGAGAACGGUGGUGCAGUGACCGAGUAGAAAAAGAAGAAGAAGAGGGAAGAGAACGAUGGGACAGGGUAUGUAUGGUUUUGGGAGAAGUCAAAAAGGAAAAUCACGGGUGUGAGAUUUUGUUUCUUCCCAGAAAAAUAAAAAGGAUUCGGAUACAGAUACGGAUUCGGAUCCGGGCAAGAAAAACAAAAGCAAGCGAUGAAUCAGAAGAGGGUAAGUUAGCCCUAGUUCGAGGCAGUAGAGAGCAGUGGAGAAGACAAUAGAAAAGAAAUGAAAAAGUAGUAGUUGUUGUCUGUGUUUCUUCUGAUUAUUGGUUUUUUAAUUUGGUGAUUUUGGAUUUAGGUUUCAUUAUUUCUGAAAUCUAUCUAAUCCAACGUUGUAGUUGAAUUUGAUGUGGUUGGGUGUAGAUGGUGUUGGUUGCUAAUGCUAUUAUGUUAUUGCCUUGUUUUUCAUUGAGUCCACUUAUGCUGGCUGCAAUGCAUGGCAAGAUCUCUUGUGUGCAAAAACUCCUUGAAGUUGGAGCAAACGUAUAUCUUUUGAUGUUUGAUUCUCUCAACGGAAGAACCUGUUUGCAUUAUGUUGCAUAUUAUGGCCAUUCAGAUUGCCUCCAAGCCCUUCUUUCUUCUUCUCAUUCCAGCCCUGUCGCAAUUUCUUGGUUGGAGAAGAAGGUCUCGCCCGACGCUGCUCGUGGUCGGAGAAGAACGUCCAGCCGCCACCAUUGUCUCUCUCCACGACUCUAGUUCCACAGAUUUAGGGUUUUUAGUUUUUAUUUGUACAGAAUUUGUUUUUUUUUUAUCUAAAAUUACUUAUUAAUUGUUUUUGAUUUUUUGUAUUAAUUGUUUUAUUUCAGAUUUUAUUAUAAAUUUAUUAAAUUAAUUUUUAUGUAAA